AUGCAAAGCAUUAAAGUGGCGGCGACAUUAGGUGCGAGGUUGGAAUGCGCGGGAUUGGAUUCGUUUAGCGCGCGCGCACGCCCCGACACCGUGCCGCCCUCCGAACAUCCGGCCAUGGCGACCGACACUGAUUUUAUGUUCCAAGGGGGCGAUCACAGGACUACCCAAACUCAAUACAGUCUUCGUGGCGGCGCCUCGGCCGGUGGAGAGCAGCAGUACUCUUUGAGGUGGAAUGACUUCCACUCGUCCAUGGUGUCGUCAUUCCGGCGGCUGCGUGAUGAGGAGGACUUUGUUGACGUCACGCUCGCUUGCGCCGGCGCAACAUUCACCGCUCACAAGGUGGUGUUAUCAGCGUGUAGUCCAUAUUUCCGGAGGCUGCUAAAGGCGAAUCCGUGCCAACAUCCUAUCGUCAUUCUGCGUGAUGUCCACGACAAAGAUAUGGAGAGCCUGCUAAGGUUUAUGUACCAAGGAGAAGUGCACAUAGGUCAAGAGCAACUAAAAGAGUUCCUGAGAGCAGCUCAGCUGCUACAAGUACGAGGUUUGACGGAUGUACCAGCACCAGCUCCAAUGACUACUAUUGAUCAAAAGGCUUCACCUUCAGCAUCGUCAUGGACGGAAACCGGAAGCGGUGGUUCACGUGAAGGUCGAGAAACUCAACAACGCGAAGGACGAAAACUCCGAAAACCCGAUGAAAAUGCAGCAAACACACCACCACCAAAGCGCGCCAGGUCUUCUGAUCUUUACCAAGCACAACUUAAAUCCAGGACGGAACAACUGUUGGGACAAGGUGCCAGCCCUGAGCGUCUCGGUACAAACGGUCAUGAACUGUCUUUCUUCAGCCAACCUUUGGAUACUUCACAGAACCCGCAUCUUUCUGGAGUUUCCAAUAAUUUGUCUGGGGACGGUGAGGAGUCAUCAUCUGAUGCCGGAGCGAGCGAUACGGAAGGCGAACCUCGUGCCAAGCAGGAGCCUUUGGACUACGACGACCCCACAACUAUGGCCAACACUAACGGAACGCUGCCGCACAAUUUUCCCGGACUCUUAAAUUUACCAGGUUUUCCCGGACUCGCUGGACCAUCAGGCAUUCCAGAUAAUUAUGGAGGCGGCUGGGCGGGGGAGCGAGAGGCGCCCAAGGACUUCGCGGCCUACGGCGCCUACUCUAACGGUGAGCCGCCCGCCAGGCCCGCCUGCCCCACGUGCGGCAAGCGCUACAGCAACAAUAGCAACCUCAAGCAGCACAUCCUCAACGUGCACGCGGCGCACCAGCUCGCGCACUCCUGCCCCGUGUGCGGCAAGGCCUUCAAGACGCGCCAGUACAUGCAAAUACACAUGAACUCCAUACACGGCGGGCGGCUCUGGCGGGCGGGGCGGCCAUGGGCUACCGACCGCAGUGCCCGUUGUGCGGCCGCGUGUACUCCUCCACCUCCAACCUGCGCCAGCAUAUGCUCAAUGUGCACUCGCAGACCGACCGAGACCAGUGGUUCCCUUGCCAGCACUGCGGCAAGAAGUGCAAAACUAAGCACUACCUCAUCAACCACCAGCUGCAAGCGCACGGCAUCCGCCAGCGACAGAACUCUUAGAGACGGCGGGACGCCGAGCGAGUCCCGCUCUUCGCGAGCCCGUCGCUCGGCGCCCGGUGGUGACGCCGCGAUACCGACCCGCGCCGCACGCGUGCCAACGGACGGACCCGCGCUAGCCGAUCGACGGCGGACAGUCGACCGACAUCAUGGCGGCGAGUUGGCAAGCCCGGCGGGGCAGGUGGGCGCGAGGGGGGGCGGGCUGCGCUGCCCGCUGUGCGGCGCGGCGCUGCGCUGCGCGGCGCUGGCGCGGCGCCACCUGGCCGCGCACUACCCGCGCGACUCGCCCGUGUGCCCGGUGGCGGGCUGCGCGCGCUACUUCGCGCACCCCAACUCCGUGCGCAACCACAUGCGCAUCAAGCACCGCCACCAGUGGGAGACCAUGAAGACGCUCAAGUGGAGCUGCGGGUGGGCCAACUGA
Messenger RNA from Arctia plantaginis, 1998 nucleotides. The record is from the annotation of a GenBank genome assembly. NCBI's taxonomy places the organism in Eukaryota, Metazoa, Arthropoda, Insecta, Lepidoptera, Erebidae.